Messenger RNA from Eublepharis macularius, 5355 nucleotides. RefSeq names its product LYL1 basic helix-loop-helix family member (gene LYL1). Gene Ontology annotation, biological process: regulation of transcription by RNA polymerase II. Lineage: Eukaryota; Metazoa; Chordata; Lepidosauria; Squamata; Eublepharidae. Bases 356 to 1228 code for a protein of 290 amino acids. The record is from RefSeq and is a predicted model, not a curated record. The transcript has 4 exons. Gene Ontology annotation, molecular function: DNA-binding transcription factor activity, RNA polymerase II-specific; protein dimerization activity; RNA polymerase II cis-regulatory region sequence-specific DNA binding.
GAGAAGAGAGGAAGCUGCCGCGAAUCAUGGUCCCAGAACAUGGUAGCCAGCAGCAACCAUGUGGCCGACAUUUGGGGUAAUCUGCCCCAAGCCAUAGCCUUUCCGGACUCUAGGACUGGAUCCUUUCCUGGUACCCACGGUUUGGGUUUCAAGUGGCACUGACUCUACAUGUUCCUCCACCUGGCCACCCAGACCUCUCUGCUGCCAGCUAUCAGGUGACCAUCUCCCAUUGAAAUUCCCCAACACGUGAAAGGAAUUUUGCCUAUUGCUCGUCCAUCGGCAAGCGCGAAUUGAAAAUGACAGUCGUGGACCUUUGGAGAAGAAAGGAUGGCUUUCGCUGGGUGAAAUCUGACAGAUGAGAAGCAGAGUGAAAAUGAUGGAGAAGGUGAAGAGCCCUCAGCCCCCUGUCACCCCGGAGCAGCCAAACCCUCCGCCCUCCGUUUCCCCACCACCCACCCCUUCUCCAGCCAGUGGAGGGGAUGUGGCAGGAGCCAGCCCAUCCCCCACUAGCCCCACCUCUUCCUCUCCUCAGACCAAGGGGAGUCCUUUCCCCGAACCCCCCAUAGCACCCUUGCCCCCCAGUGUCCCUGUCAUCAGUUUAGGCCACAGCAAACCCCCCACCCAUGCCGAAGUCCCCACCACCCAGCUCACAGCGCUCCACCCCAUCCCCAACCUUUUGCAGCUCUCCAGUCUGCCCCAUGGCCCCCCUCCCCCACCCCUGCCUCUCGCUGGAGCAAGGAGCCCGCUCUUGCCCCCACCGUACCAGCCCCACCCGUUUCUCAACAGCAUCUACAUCGGCACCUCCGGGACGUUCAGCCUCUUCCCCAACAGCCGCCUCAAGCGGAGGCCGAGCCACUACGAACAGGAGAUCACAGAAGGUCUACAGCCUCAGAAGGUGGCCCGCCGGGUCUUCACCAAUAGUCGGGAGCGCUGGCGACAACAGAAUGUGAACGGUGCCUUUGCUGAACUCCGGAAACUCAUCCCCACCCACCCGCCAGACAAGAAACUGAGCAAGAACGAGAUCCUUCGCCUAGCCAUGAAAUAUAUCAACUUCCUGGUCAAGCUGUUGAGUGACCAAGCGAGGUCAGCUGGGGUGGAUCCUACUGAUACAGAGACCCCCUGCAAUGGAACUCCACGGAGUGGGACUCCUUCUCCACCAGCAUCUAUAAAGCUGGAACGGGUGACAGUAGAGCCACUGACUGUGCUGGGAGCUGGAGAGCCACGGUGAUGAGCAUCCUGGCUGGGCAGUGUGAGCAUUAAGCACACGGCCAUGCUCCUUGUACAUUGUCACACCAGGUAGACCGGACCAGCAUGGAUGGAAAUUCCUAGGCUGCACAUCCGUCCUGGGAUAUUUUGUACUAGGACUAAAGGCUGUGGGAUGUUCUGGUGAUCUUUGGCAGCGGAAUGUAUGAGUGUUGUGGUCCACUGAUGCGCAAGAGGUUGUGAAGGGAUGGACGGGGCAACAGAGAACUUUGGACUUGGACAGACUUCCGUGCCCGGUUGAUAAGAAUUGAAACUGUGCAAGGGUGUGUGUUCGUGUGAGUGUGUGCACUUGUGGGUAUGUGUGUAGAAAUUGACCCAGUCAUUCUACACAUUACUUCUUUUACAACUUCUCCACCGAACCAACCUGUGCUCCUCGCAGACACACGUCACCUUGCGGAUUGGCUUCUAUAAAAACAACCAUGCAAAUAGGCUUAGAAAGCUGCUGCCGAAGGAGGGAGAGCUACUGCAUUUUUCCCAAGCUUUUUUCCCCAUGCAAAAACAUUCCUGCUGCUCAACGUGAACGUAUUUUGUGCACAUGCGGCAACAGAAAGGGGAAAACUCUCUUUCCCUGCACUGUUUUUGCACAGGAAAAAAGGUUGGGAGAAAGGAAGGAGCUCUCCCUCCCCUGUUUUCCGAGCCCGUUUGCACUCUCGGUUUUUUUUUUAAUAGAAGCCAUUCCCCAAGCUGAUGUGCGUCUGCAUGGAGCACAGGUUGGCUCCGUGGAGAAUGCGUAAAAGAAGUAAUGUGUAGAUUCAGCUUGUUUCCAGACCACCUUGGGGUGGGGGUGGGUCAGCUGUAGUGGGAGCCUGAGAAGCACCUCCCCGCAACACACACACACACACACAAUCUGCCAGUGACUCUGUGUGGGGAGAAAAGACUCUUGGGUACCUCUCGGGAUUUUUAUCUCUGCUCAUUCUGGUGGACUCUCCAGCAUCAAAUGUGGAUAUGUCUUUGCCUGUACAGAGUAACACAAAGGAAAGAAGGCCAGUGGGAGAAGGAUCUCUUGGGGAGCUUCCACAUAAGGGCAAUUCCCCAUUUUCCUCUAAUUGCUGCUGCAAAUGCAAAGGGCAUUUGCAGCUACAAUAGAGCCUCCAUAUUGGGAAUUUCCCUGUGCUCUACCCUCAUCACUGCUAUUUCCUCACACGUGCCUUUGGUGAACUUUGUGCCAUGUUUCCCCCCUUUUAAUCAGAGCUAAACCACACAAGACAAAUUACACGAGGACGCUCAAAUGCAGGGAGAUACAAUGUUAGCUAGGAAGCGUAGUUUGAAUUUCACCUCUCUCUACAGAGCUGGCAAAGUUCGCUCCUCAGAGGGUUUGUUAAUUUCCUCUUUGCCUCCCCGAAAGCAAUGUCAGUGAUUAACUUUGCAUCUCCUUGCACUCGAGCAUCCUCGUGUAAUUCAUCUCGUGUAGUUGAGCUCUCAGUAGUAAGUAUAUCGCUAUAGCGUUAAUGUGUUUGGACACUGUAACGAUAUAGCUACAGCCAAGAAGUUGUGGGAAUCUGCAGCAUCUGGCCCACCUCAUCCCAAACCCAUUUUGAGAAUGAUCUUUAAAGAAAAAUGAUACCAAAGCAGGCUUGGGAAACCACGGAGAGGAGCUGGAGGAAAACUGGAAGGUGGUUGACUAUCGUGCCGAAAUCUCAAAGGAAACUGCUGCAGUUUGGGAGGUGGAGAAUGCACAGCAAGAGUUGUUGAAGUCUCCUGAACAUUGGAUGGUGGGGAAGGGUGAAGGCUCACAGGCUCUGCUGUCUCUCUCCCUGUCUCUCUCUCUGUACAAAUCUUUCCUUCUCUGCUCUCCCUUGUCCUACUAAAGGUUUUAUGGAUACCAGGACCCUUUCCCUAAUGGAUGGAAAAAUGAAAAUUUUGAAUGAAAAAUGGCGGGAGGGGAAAAGGUUAAGCAUUCCCCAUUCUCAACUCAAAAGUUCCUAAUUUAGCUCUUCUAGCCAAUGUCACUUCAGACCUCAGCUGGGAGUCGCUUACUUGAGUGCUUCUCCAUAACCCCUCCCAGUGGCAGACCUACAUUUUUGGGACCCUAAAGCUUGAACUGUUAUGGGGGCCCCUUCUCAACCAGCAACAAUAGGGCAACAUCCAACAAGUUCCAAAGGGCCUUGCUACCCUUGCCAGGACGUCGAGGCCCAAAUGGCGGAGAACGGGGUGGUGGAGUGGAGCUAUUAAGCCGUGCACUAAAGAAGGAUUCAAGGAUCCAGCUCCCCAAAUGUAGGCUAUGCAUAGAUUCUGGUAAGCUCAGCGAGUCCAUACAGCUGGGGGUUCGGGUGCUGCAACCCCUCGAGAAAAUUUUGAAAUUUGACCAAUUACAGGGACAUUUUGAGGCCAUAUGAAACGGGUAAUAGAGCAUAUUCUAAGGUCAGUAUUAAGUACUUCAACCCAUUGGCUUAUGAUUCUGUCACUAAAAUAGCCUUAUUUUAAUAACAAGCACUUUUAAAAACUCCAUCAAUUUUGUUGAAAAAUUCACUCAUUAAAAAAAAAAGUUGCUUGAGGGCCCCUCCAGGAUUAGAGGCCCUGAACCUUCAGCUUCAUUAGUUUCAUUGUAGACCUGCCCCUGCCCCCACCCCAAAUCCCUGCAGGUAGAAAACAGGGUAUCUGGGAGGUGGAGUCUGGCUUACCUAUCUGUGGGCAGGGAACGGCUCCACUGAGCCUCUCCCUGUGGUCUGAAGUGGCACAAACUAGACGUGGGUCAGAGAGAGAUUUCUUUCUUCAUCUGACAGGAGAAAUUUUUGGAGCUGAGGAAAUGGUUUGGGGAGACUGUGGAGGGCCUGCUGGAAAAGACAGGUGAUGGGGGUGUGAUUGCUUUGACCCUCUUGGAAGGCAAGAUCUUGGUGGUAGUGGAGAGCCUGCAGUGUCAAGAAUCCUUCCCUUUCCUGGAAAGAAAGAGGGCGGUUGGUGCUGAAUCAAUAUCCAAACCCGCCCAGCCAAGUCUGGGCCUUCUGCCAAACCGAAGUGUGCCAGCACAAGAUCCGGGGCUGGGUGGGAGUCCCUGAGUCAGAAAGGAUACUGUGGAAGACUUUCAGGCAGGGAGCAGAGACACACAGAGAGGAAAGAACGGAAGAAGCGUAGCCACAACGACCAAAGGACCUUUUGCACAUGAGAAUCUCCCUCUCUAGCCUUGGCAGACCUUUCAAAUGAACUCUGCAGGGGGAAGGGCUCUGGGCCAGGACUCUCCGAUCUGUCAGUGUUAGGGCACUUUGGACGAGAGAGGGUCACGCUUGGGUCCAAGAAAAUCGACAUUUUAAAAUUGACAUCAAUCCCACCAGCAGCAGAAGCAGAAAUGAGCACUUCCAGCGCAAAUGCGCGUGCAUUGUACAAUUGCUCCGUUUGCCUACUUUGUUGGGAACCUGAGAUAUGCAGAACUGCGGCAGGAUAUUAUAUAGAUUUCCCAAGGAGCUGCAGGGCGGUAGAGGAGAGGCCUGCAUGUUGUGCUAGAGCAGGGCGCCAUUGGUGGUCUUGUCACCUGAGCACAUGCAGCCUGGGGCAGAGCCUGGAAAUAGCGCAACCCAUCGGGCUCUUCUAGGAGAUCUGCUCUGUUUGCCUGCAGCUACAAGAAGCCAAGUUGCAACUAUCUGCUUUGGUUGUAUCACAACCGUCUUUAGCCAUUUCCCCCAGGCCAGUUUGGCUAGGGAUCCUGACGGUGUUUUGCCAUCUCCUGGGCAUAGAGUAAGGGUCACUGUGUGUGUGUGGGGUGGGGGUGGGGAGGGAGGUAGUUGUGAAUUUCAUGCACUGUGCAGGGGGUUGGACUAGAUGCCCCUAAAGGUCCCAUCCAGCCCUAUGAUUCUAUGAUUCUAUUUCUUUAGACGCACAAGGAGGAGCUCUGCAAUUCUGUUUCCGUGCUAGAAAGGAGUCCAAAUCCAUUGGGUCAAAUGGCUCUGGCAGAGACACCACUGAAGCCUUGUUGCCUGCCCAGUUAACUGUUAAAGCCCCCCACUCUUGGGCUGGUGUUUCUUCUCCAAGUCCACUCUUGACGUUUGGAGACAGUGAACGGCGCUUUUAUCUGCCUGAUGUUUCUCAGUCACAUGACAUUGAUUUUUGCUUUCCCAUCGGUGCUUGCUGUGUUCUCUUCCAUCUCAAUUAAAGAAUUCA